GAUGUACGGACGGGUAUUGAACGAUGUAGUAAAAUUUCUUCAUCACGCUUGUCGAUGUCGUAUAUUCAUUUAGUUCAGUAACCGCAUUCGAUCCAGUGAUAAACAUUUCAUUUUCACGCGCUCCGGAACCAGGCGCUAGCUGAUAGUGAGAAGUAAUUAAACAUAUUUAUUGAUAGUGAUGCACUGAUAAGGUGCUGCAUGAUUAGUGAGCUAGUAAGAUGUGUUAUUUAGUGUGACCACAACAACCGAACUAGACGCAAGUUGGGCUAAUAAACGUUCGACCUAUUGAUUCUUGAGGACUUUUGUGCGUUAUAUAAUUUAGUGUGUUUUGAUGUGUGUACAAUUACAAUAGCGCAGGAAUUAUUUCAGUCUGGAAACGGUUUCAACUCGUGAUGCUUAGUGUGAAAAAGUAGUGUUCUACAAAAGUGCAAUGAAGUUGAAGUUACACUUUUGACUAGCAGAGCUGCCAAACUACACAAGAAACCGGUUCUACGAACCUUCAACCGGGUCGCAUGGUUUAAUGAUCGUUAAUUAGUGUUUUUUACCGCGCGCAUCAAGAACCUGGAGCCCCGCCAAAGCCGCAACCAAAGUUAUAUCAUCUAAAAAUGUCACACGAUGGCGAGGACAGUAAGGUCCGUUACCGAAGAACACAAAGCGUGACACGUGCCGAAGAAAUUACCACCAAAGAAAGCAAACAGCGGAAAUCUCAACCGGACAAACCAUGCCAUCGACCACGGGACUCGCUGUUCUCCUGGAGCUCAGGUUUCGACAAUUUCACCGGUCUGGUCAAUUGGGGCUUUCUGCUGCUUACGAUGGGAGGCUUCCGGCUGGUGCUAGAAAACUUUAUCAAAUACGGUAUCCGGGUCGAUCCGGUGCAGUGGUUUGUGGUUCUGACGGGGAAAAACGAAGGCCAGGGACAUCCGUCGUUGAUGCUGAUUUUUUAUACAAUAGUUCCUAUAAUGAUUUGUUUGAUAGUGGAAAAGGGUCUUGCCGCUGACAUACUGAUGGAGAGCGCCGGUAUGGUUGUGCAUGUGGUCAACAUUGUAGUGCUUGUGCUGAUACCCAUGGUUGUGAUACACGUUAGAGGAGAGACUUUUAGUCUCGUUGGUGCCAUGACGGUUUGCUUCAUCUACUGCAUCAUGUUCCUGAAGAUGUGGAGCUACGUCCAGGUUAAUUUAUGGUGCAGAACUCAACACAAAAAAAGACGCAGCCGGUCUGGUCGUCGUCAAAGUGUUUCCAUAGCUCAGCUCCAGAAUGAACGCGAACACGAACAGGCCCGGACCAGCAAUGGAAACGGGGUAAUACCGAACAGUGAUAAGGACAAAGUGCCAGCAUUGGUGCACUAUCCGGACAAUCUUCACUUGAAAGAUUUCUUCUACUUCUUGCUAGCACCGACUCUCUGCUACGAACUCAACUUUCCUCGGACGUCGCGAAUCCGGAAGCGUUUUCUGAUUAAACGAAUGCUGGAAGUGAUAAUCGGUGUGCACAUUGUCAUGGGAUUGUUUCAACAAUGGAUGAUUCCUUCGGUGCGGAAUUCACUGGUUCCAUUUUCUAACAUGGAUUUGACGAAAACCUCUGAACGGCUGCUAAAGCUAGCGAUCCCGAAUCACCUGAUGUGGCUUUGCUUUUUCUAUCUUACCUUCCAUUCGUUCCUAAACUUAAUGGGAGAGUUAUUGCAUUUUGCUGAUCGUAACUUCUACAGUGAUUGGUGGAAUGCCAACAAUAUUGACACUUUCUGGAGGACCUGGAACAUGCCAGUACAUAAGUGGUGCGUUCGACAUCUGUACAUUCCGGUGGUCGAUCUGGGCUACUCCAAAACGGCUGCCUCAGUGAUAGUAUUCUUCAUAAGUGCCUUCUUCCACGAAUAUCUCGUCAGUGUGCCACUGAAGACGUUCAAAAUCUGGGCGUUCAUGGGAAUGAUGGCACAGAUACCGCUUUCUGUUGUGUCGAAGCACAUGGAAAAAAAUUACGGACCCCGGUGGGGUAACAUCGUAGUAUGGACAUCCAUCAUUCUCGGUCAACCGCUCGCAAUUAUGAUGUACUACCAUGACUACAUGAUAACCCAUUACAACGAUGUUCUGGUGUGAUUAGUAUAUGGAACUAGUGACUAAUUAACUACUUAGUCGCAAGUAAUUCGAACAAAAUGAAGCAUCACUAACUUCUACCGCAGUCAUGGUACUCACAUAGAUAAUAAUUAAAAACACAAAUCAAAGACAAUCCCAUGGCAUCAUUUGUCUUGCAAGUCAUAUAUCAUAUAUGCAUUUGAUAGAUAAACUAUUUUUCGUAUAUUUACUGUUUUUAAUAAAAGUUUUUUUUUGUGGAAA
Molecule: messenger RNA, 2324 nt
Organism: Malaya genurostris
Lineage: Eukaryota; Metazoa; Arthropoda; Insecta; Diptera; Culicidae
Gene: mdy
Product: diacylglycerol O-acyltransferase 1
Exons: 9
Coding region: 606-2087 (493 amino acids)
Biological process (GO): triglyceride biosynthetic process
Cellular component (GO): endoplasmic reticulum membrane
Molecular function (GO): diacylglycerol O-acyltransferase activity
Source: RefSeq, a predicted model, not a curated record